AUGACUGCAUUCUAUCUAAGCACCGAUAAAAAUGUGAAAGACGCAGUGAAAGCAUAUUUACCACCAACCAAGGAGAUGGCUAAAACAUGCAGGAUAAACAUAGCGACAGCAUCGAGGCAGGAAAUGGAGUUUCUCCGCUCUGUGAGGGCACAUUACGACAUCUGCUACAUGUGUGAUGAUUUCGAAGAAAACUGCACCACCGUUGGAAUAUGUCCAAAAUCGUCAUCUUGCUACCGCGGAGAAAGCCACGACAUAAGGUUAUGGCCAACGUUAACUGGUGAGGCGAGGCUCCUCCAUCCUCCUGCUGUGACACACGGUUGUUGCGAUACGUCCAAGUCACACUGUAGAUCGGGGACGCAUUUAGUGUACGAUCCCAACAACUCGAAACUCAAACGUGCCAACUACACAAUGAGUGUGUGCUCUGACUCGUAUCCAGUCCCGUGUAACUCAGAUCACACAUCUGCGCAAAGCAACUUCUCUCGGCUGCUGGCUACACAUUUCUUUAAUGAAACUGAGUAA
Mya arenaria is the source of this 519-nucleotide messenger RNA. RefSeq lists its product as uncharacterized. Lineage: Eukaryota; Metazoa; Mollusca; Bivalvia; Myida; Myidae. Bases 1 to 519 code for a protein of 172 amino acids. The record is from RefSeq and is a predicted model, not a curated record. The transcript has 8 exons.